GGCACCGGAAGCAGCGUUGGGCUUGGGGCCGCACGGCGCCAUGGAGUCGCUGUGGCGGCUGAAGCGGUUCGAUGCUUUCCCCAAGACCCUGGAAGACUUUCGGGUCAAGACGUGCGGCGGCGCGCUGGUAACGGUUGUCAGCGGGCUCCUCAUGGUGCUGCUUUUCUUCUCGGAGCUGCAGUACUACCUCACCAAGGAGGUCCAUCCGGAGCUGUAUGUUGACAAAUCAAGAGGAGAUAAACUGAAGAUCAAUCUAGAUGUUAUUUUUCCACAUAUGCCUUGUGCUUAUCUCAGCAUUGAUGCCAUGGAUGUAGCAGGAGAGCAGCAAUUAGAUGUGGAGCACAAUCUGUACAAGCAGCGCUUGGAUAAAGCUGGCAAUCGUGUGACUCCAGAGGCUGAGAGACAUGAGCUGGGCAAAGAAGAAGAAAAAGUGUUUGAUCCCAGUUCUUUGGACGCUGAGCGCUGCGAGAGCUGUUACGGGGCAGAGUCGGAGGACAUCCGGUGUUGUAACACUUGUGAUGAUGUCAGAGAAGCAUACAGGCGGCGAGGCUGGGCCUUCAAGAACCCGGACAGCAUAGAGCAGUGCAAGAGGGAAGGGUUUAGCCAGAAAAUGCAAGAGCAGAAGAACGAGGGCUGCCAAGUGUAUGGUUUCCUAGAGGUCAACAAGGUAGCUGGAAAUUUCCACUUUGCACCAGGAAAAAGCUUCCAGCAGUCUCAUGUGCAUGUUCAUGAUCUGCAGAGCUUUGGACUGGACAAUAUCAACAUGACACACUACAUCAAACACCUCUCCUUUGGAAGGGAUUAUCCAGGCAUUGUGAACCCUUUGGAUGGCACAGACGUCACUGCACAGCAAGCCUCCAUGAUGUUCCAGUACUUUGUCAAAGUGGUCCCCACAGUGUACAUGAAAGUAGAUGGUGAAGUGGUGAGGACAAACCAGUUCUCAGUUACACGCCAUGAGAAGAUAGCAAAUGGGCUGCUGGGAGACCAGGGUCUGCCUGGGGUGUUUGUGCUCUAUGAGCUCUCCCCCAUGAUGGUGAAGCUGACAGAGAAACACAGGUCCUUCACACACUUUCUCACAGGAGUUUGUGCCAUCCUUGGAGGCAUCUUCACAGUUGCAGGCUUCAUUGACUCCUUAAUCUAUCACUCAGCACGUGCCAUCCAGAAGAAGAUUGACCUUGGGAAGACAACCUAGAUGAGCAGCAGCUUCACUCUGCCAGGGAGACUCCAAGGAGAACUAAAUGCAAGUUUCCUUCUGAGUGCACAAGAGAAGAGGUUUGGAACUACUGAAUGACCCUGAGCACCCUUUGGCAUUCAUUUGUGGAUAGAACUGCUUGAACCUUGCUGCUAUGAAGAUCAGCCACCUCCUGUGGCUGUGCAGACCCUCCCCUGAAGCCCUUUUGUGUCAGUCCAUGCUCUGGCCUCCAGCAAAGCUGGAGGUGAUGCCUUCUGUUUGCCUGCAGGAGUCCUGCUGUCAGGAGAAUGGAAUGGAGUUGCCAUCACAUCAGCUUUCUAGCAGCACCAUCUAGCUGGUUCCAUU
Molecule: messenger RNA, 1537 nt
Organism: Dryobates pubescens (Downy woodpecker)
Lineage: Eukaryota; Metazoa; Chordata; Aves; Piciformes; Picidae
Gene: ERGIC3
Product: ERGIC and golgi 3
Exons: 13
Coding region: 41-1192 (383 amino acids)
Biological process (GO): endoplasmic reticulum to Golgi vesicle-mediated transport; retrograde vesicle-mediated transport, Golgi to endoplasmic reticulum
Cellular component (GO): endoplasmic reticulum membrane; Golgi membrane; COPII-coated ER to Golgi transport vesicle
Source: RefSeq, a predicted model, not a curated record